UUUUGUUUUUGUGUUUAUAUGUAUAUUGGCCAUUCAUGUGACCCAACAGCCUACCAACAAUUGUUCUUGUGCUGCCUACUCCAACUAGCUAGCUUUGUGCAUUUCCUAUUAGCAUGCACCUACUGCACCCAAACUCCAUAAUCCUCAUAUAUAUGCACUCCAACAAUACCAACAACUGCUACAACAACAAUUUACCUGCACUUGUACACCGUCAUUGUUUUUGCCAGCAUUUGCUUUUGCCAAUAUUUUGUGUGUUUGCCUCCCCCCACUCCAACUGGCUAUUUAUUCACACUCUCUCUCAGUGGCUGCGUGCGCUCUCUCAACACAACUGUCACUGACUGCGCUGUUGACGUCAGCGCCAAUAUGUUUGCGUUGUUUGUGUUGCUAUUUAUUGGGUGGCAGACCCACUUCAAGCGCCUAUACAACAACUUUUUUAUUGUCCACACGCUGUUGUUGCUGUCGGCAUAUGUACGUGCGCAGUAACAGUCGAGCGCUCUGCUUGCUGCGCUGCCGACUGCUGUCUACCGUCUGCUGCUUUGCUGCCACACUCGAUAUCAUUUUCUCGUACAUUUCUUACAUAUUUUUGCUGUUUUUAGUCAUGUGAACGCAUUCGAAUCGUCGCAGUCGUGUGCGAGAGUAGCGUCUGAGCGUAGCGUGUGUAACGGGUUUUACUCGCCAAAUAAAUAUAAAUAUAAUUGCAAUUAUUUACCUGCUAGCUAAAUGACAGAUUGUUGGCGGCGCGUAAUAUGACAGCGUGUGUGUUGAAAAAAAUGUGGUAAAAAAGAAUAAAAACAAAAAAUAGAAAAAAUAUUUUUGCAAAUAAUUUUUGUUUAAUAAAAAUGAGAAAAAAAUGUGUGCGAAAAUAUUUUAAACGUUUGGCAGUGUCUCGUUGAGUGACCAAAGGAAUGUUUGCGUGCGAAAAAAAAAUUCAUUAACAGUAAAAGUGUGGAGAAAAAUUGCAAAAAAUAAAUAGAAAAAAAUCAUAAAAAUGAAAAUAAAUAAUAAAAAUAAAAAUAGUAACAAAAAAAUAACAACAAAAACAUAAAUAGCAACAAAAACCAAACAAAAGCAAGUGAAAAAGUGUUUAAAGCAAAACAAACACAAAUUGAAUUGAAGUCAAUUGUCACUAGUUUUUUUUUUUUACAGUUAAGUGUUUUAUUAACUGCUUUUUUUGUAGUCUCAAGCGUUGUGACAAUUUCACGUGAUUGUCAUUGAAGCGCGCUUGUCUGCGCACCGCUUUCGCACCUUUGCAGCUGGUCUUCACUUGUGACCGCAAGUAAUUUAUGUGCUGCACCAUAAAGAAGUAGAAAAAAAUAAUAAAUAAAAUAAAAAAAAUUAGAAAAACUUAUAAAAAAUUAAAAAAAAAAAAUUAUAAAAAAAUUUAAAAAAUACUAAAAAAUUAUAAACAAAUUAAAGAAAAAUUAAAAAAAAAUAUAAUUAUAAAAUAAUUAAAAAAAAUUUUUAAAUUGAGAAAUAAAUAUUAGUAAAAGCAACAAAAACAACAACAAAGUGCGCGCAAUCAACAGCUGAUAAGAAACGCUGGCAGCAAUAAAAAUAAUAAAAACAAAAAAACAGCAUUCAAGUGCUAACAAAACGCUUAUGUAUAAGGUAAAAGUAAUUAAAAACGGAAACCGUCAAUUUUUCAUAGCGUUUACUUGUAGAGUGAGCGUGUAAAUUUCUAGUGCUAGUGCUUGUGAAUUUGUGGAAAUUUUACUGCUUCUUCACUUUAAUUUUUUUGUGAUUUUUUUUACCUACCAUUUCCCAAUUCAACUAUCAAUUGACAGUUCAGCGCGCUGCAUGCCUGAUAGCGCCGUAUGCUUUGCAAACAAGUCAAUCAGCCAGUUAGUCAGUCAAUCACCUGCGUAGCGCAAUCAAUUUUUUUUUUGUUCUGUCACCAGUGGUGUAUUUAUUUAUUUAAUGCCUGCUGUUGACCUGUGAAGCCAUUGAAGUUGUUGUGCAAAUUUGUGUGCUGAAGUGUAGUAGAAGUGUAUUAAAUAACAGCAAGAAGUAUUGCAGACGCAGCAAUAAAAGUUCGCAGUUGUGCUAAUAAGGAGUUACCAAAAACAUUCAAUUUGACCAGUGUUACCAGCUCACUGAAGAAAACAGGAUGUAAUCCAACGCAUUAACCCAACCCCAACCAACUGCUGACGCACAAAAAACCGAGAUAAAAUGACUAUAUAAGACUGAAUAGAAAAGAAAUAAAACGAAAAAGAAAGAAACGCAUAAAGUAAGCGUGUGACCAGACGGAGUAAUCAAAUCACAGAGACGACGACGAAUGGAUAAAUUGAAGCAACGAUUAGACCAAGAGUAAAAAGUUGACAUAGACAAGUUGGUGUAUACGCAUGCGCACCGCAGUAAGCUGACGCGGGAAAGGUGCGGCGAAAAAAGUGGACAAACCAGCAAAACUUGCCAAACUCACAAAAACAAAAGCAAAGGCUAAAGAAACAACAAAAAAUCGCAGAAAAAAAUUUUAUUAAACGCAAAUUCUAUGCGCUGCAAUAAAAGAUAGAUUAACAAAGCGCACAACAACAACAAACACAACAACACAAAAGCCAACUAUGCGCUCAGCACAAAUUAGCAUGAAAAAGUUUCUCUUUCUUUUUUAACGCCACACACAGACUAAUACACAUGCAACCUUACUAUUUAUCACAACAACAACAAGCAAGUAAAAAUUUACAUAUCAACGCUUACAGCGCGCGCUUCCAAAGCGUCAACGUCAAACGUUAAAUAAGAUAACCAACCAAUAAUAAAUAAAUAACUACAAUACACACAGCGGCCGCAAACAUGGUCAAGGGCAUUUUAGUGAACCGCAAAGCGGAUGAGGCGCACAAGGCGCAGCUGAAAAUGGAGCACGCCGACCUAGUCGCCGAGAUGCAGACAGUGGAGAAUCUGCCGACGCACGAACGCCUGCAGCUGGCGCGACUCCGCCGCACACAACAGCUUAAGGUCGCGCGUCAAAAGGAGAAGGAAUGGCUGAAAUUACAACGCGCCAAAGGUAAUGCGACCUCAGCGCUCAGCGGCAGCCAUACCACACAUCACUUUCGUUCGAACAGCGGCAGCGCCAGCCGUCACAUAUCCUUCGAGAGCAGCGUUGUGCUGCUGGAGGCCGCCAGCCGCAAUGAUAUGCACGAAGUGGCCGAACUGCUGGAGCGUGGUAUUACACCGGAUGCGGCGAACGAGGAUGGGCUGACGGCGCUACAUCAAUGUUGCAUCGAUAAUAAUGUUGAAAUGUUGCGCCUACUGCUGGAGUAUGGCGCGAAUGUGGACGCGCAGGAUAGUGAUAAGUGGACGCCGCUACAUGCGGCCGCCACAUGUGGGCACUUGGAAUUGGUGCGCAUACUCAUCGAUCAUGGUGCGAAUUUGUUGGCGGUGAAUACGGACGGUAAUAUGCCGUAUGAUCUGUGCGACGAUGAGAACACCUUGGACUAUAUAGAGGCUGAGAUGUCGAAGCGCGGCGUGACGCAGGAGCUGAUCGAUGAGACGCGCUCAUCGACGGAGCGUCAAAUGCUGAAGGAUCUGAUGGAGGUUGCGCGCACCGGUGGCGAUCUGGAGGAGCCCGACUACCAGGGUGCUACGCCGCUGCACAUAGCUGCGGCUAAUGGUUAUGUGCGCGUUGUGGAAUUCCUGCUAGAGAUGCAUGUCAAUGUGGACGCGGUGGAUAAGGAUAUGUGGUCGCCGGUGCAUGCGGCUGCAUGUUGGGGUCAUUUGGAGGUGCUAGAAAUGCUUGCGCAGUGUGGUGCCGAUUUAAAUGCCAAAAAUAAGGAUGAUGAAACGCCUUCAGAUAUUUGCGAGGAUCCCGAGAUACGUGAACGCAUCGAACAGUUGAAAACCGAGCAGGAGAGUAAACGGCUGGCAGAAGCGCAACGGCGACGUGUGCGGCGCUCACAAAGCAACAACACGCGCGCCCAGUCUGUGCGCCGCACUUCCCUGCGCGACAAGACGCUAACAACCAAAAAGGAUGCCGUCGAAGAGGCACGUCUACGUUUACAAGCACAAGAAGUCUUCAUUGCACCGGAUGGCACAACGCUCGCCGAUACAAACGGCCACGGCAGCAAUAACACUACCAAUCAUCAUUCCACGUUGGCGCUAUUGGAUGGCGUCAACGACACGACAGCCACAACAACACAUGCCUCCACGCACGAUUACAAUUGGCUAACGAAAGCGCCAACAAAUAAUAAUAACAACGCCAACAACAACAAUAAUAAUAACAAUACGAUUAGUAGUAAUAACAACAACGAUAAGAAAGUUGCAGCAUAUACAGCUAGUCUUGCGACCGCAACGGCGGCGUCGGCAACUACAACGACAACAACCACAAAUGGUAGUGUUAACACGUAUUUGCCGCAUUCGCUAUCCGCCAUGGAUGUGAUGGAUGCGUCGUCGCAUGCAUUUAAUUCACGUCGACCGCCAGAGGGUCGUGAAAAUGAUGAAUUACAGUUGAACGCCUACAAAGCGGGUGGUGGCGGCGGCGAACAUCAUCGUUCGACAUCGGCGUCAGCGAUGAUUGUUAGCGAUCGCAAUAAUAUGGCGGCGGCGGCCGCAACAACGGCCGGCCCGGAUGCGGUGCACAUACAGUCCAGCAAGGAGGCGGCGAAUGGCAAGAUAAAUGUGCAAGUGACAGUGCUAGUCGACACUACCAAUACGCAUCAUCAUCAACAACAGCAACAACAACAACAGCUCAUCCAACCGCAUACACUCUCCAUGGAGAGUUUGAACUCUUCGGCCGCCACACUAGCCAAUUUGAAGAAGCAACGUUCGCUUUCGCGUACAAAUAACAGUAUAUUGAUAAGUGAAAAUGGUUCUGUUCUAGGAGCCGCCAACAACACCAGCAACACGAUCAACAAUCACCUGCACAGCGGCAGCGCCAAUAAUAAUAAUUCAAUAUUGGCGAAUGACACCAGCAACACCGGUGCGGUGCAUCAGCAACCACUAAGCGGUGGUCUACAUCCCAGCCUCCUCGAGUUCAACAACGGUGCGGGUGGUGCCGGUGGUGGUAGUAGCAUAACGAGUGGUGGCGAACAGUCGACGGGCUACUCGAACGCCUCGUCGAUGAAUAAGUUUAGCGGUAUAACGGGUGAUGUGGUUAGUGAUAGCACGAGUUCCAAAAAAUGCUGUACGUUGAUGUGAACGCAAGUAUGCAACAAGUGGGCGACGGCAACGAUGGUGUUGGUGACGGUGGUGGUGAGAUUGUAGCAGCGAUACAGUAUUCGUGAAUGGCAUUUUUCUAAUUGAUAAAUGUUGCACCAGCGAAUUGCCGGCGCGUAUUUACAUGUUAUAUGUGUAUAUACAUAUGUAUGUUGCUGGCUGCGUUUGCAACAUUUGUUGCUACAAUUUAACAGGGUAUUAAAUAUAUGUACGUUUGUAUGUAACGGGUAUGCCAGUGUAGUUUUUAGGAAAGUUGUUGCACUAUAAACCAACUCACAGACAUACAUACUUACAUAUGUACAUCACGAAGUUUGCCGAAAUUACACUUUUUUUCAAUGUAAACUCAAUUCACCAAAUACACUUUUUAUGAGUUUUUGUUUCAACACAAACUUUGGUGUACUAAUACAAGGUUGGCUGCAGUCUGUGAAGGUUGUUGGUGGGUGGAAAUUCACAUUUCCUUAAUGUGAUUUUAUUAAAGAAGUGUCUAAAUAUUAUUUAAAAUUUUUUUUUUGGGAAUGGUGAGUUUGUAAAUUAAUUAAAUUUAUUCCAAAAUUUCGAAUUCGAAUUUUAUACUGGAGAAUUUCGAGGGAAAAUACUGAAAGUGAACACAAAGUUGUAUUUUCUGGAGGUACAUAUUCUUUGCUUUUGAAAUUCUUUCUUUUUGUAAAUGUCCGUUACCAAUUUGAACUUUAUAAAAAUUUUAAAAAUUAUUUUUUAAUUAUUUUUCAAGCAUUUUCCUAUUUCUACAAAAACAAAAAUAUAGAAAAAAUUCUCUGUUACAACUAAAAAAUUGGAAAAUAUGCUUUAUCCAAAAUAAUUUCAAACUAAUUUUACAAAAUAAAAUUAUAAAAAUUUAUGAAAAUAAAUUCAUAUUUUUCUCUAUUUUUCUAAAAAUUUAGUAUUUUUUAAUCCUAAAAAAGCUAUGUAUUCACUUUUCCAUCAACUAAAAAUCAAAACAAUUCGUUUCGAAUAAAUAUUUUCGAAAAUGUAUCAACUCCAAGCUUACUACAAAUUAUUCUGAAAUAUUCAAACUAUAUAUAGAAUAAUUAAUCAACAUUUUUCUAUUUUUUCUAAAAUUUUUGUUCUGGGACCUCCUAAAACACUAUAUAAUAUUUUUGAUAACUAAAUUCCAAACUAAAUUCAAAUUAACUUUAAAAACUUUUCUCUAUAACUUUUGUUUUUGUUUUUUAUAAAAAUAUAGCCGUCGAUUUUUGUUUUAAUAAUAAUCUUUGUAGUAUUUUUUUUUCAUUAAAAAUAAAAAAAAAAAUAAUUUUCAUAUAAAAUACAAUAAAAUGUAAUCCGAGUUAAAGUAAAAAUAAAAAAUGUGGAAAUUGAAAAGUAAAAUAAAAAUUCAGUACAUCAAAUAUCGGUUUGAAAGUGAAUUUGACUCGGAAAUUUCACUCGGAAGUGAAUUACACAACCUGCCUGAUAAAAUAGGUUCGAAAGAAUAAGUUCAGAAAUUCGAUAAAUAACUCAAAGAUUAACUUGAAAAUUUUUAAUAUUUAACUGUUGUUUCAAAUAAUUAUGAGUACAUGUCGAUUGUUAAAAAAAUUGUGACUUCCAAUGUUUUAAUCACAAUAUAUGUAUAAUACUGAGAAAAGGAAAUUAAUGUUUGUCAUAAUUAUAAUAACCUUUUUUCUAAUUUUUUCAAAUAUUUUUUUUUUUUACUUUACUAAAUGUUGGAUCAAAGUGUGGUCAGUAUUACUUAUAGUAAAAUAAUUUUCAAAAAAUAAAAACUAAGUUAAACGUAUCUGUUAGAUUGUUAAACGAUCUCUAAAUGGCUGCUCAAUUCCUAUUAGUUGCUUCUUCAGGCAAAAAAUAUCGUUUUGUUACAAAAAAAAAAUAUUUCUUUAAUUCAUUUAAUAAUUAAUUUUGAUAUAAUUUUAAUUAAAUAAUUGCAUAAAAUAUUAUUAUUUUUUACACUAAAGUCAAAACAAUUGUAAAAAUUUAAUCAAUUUACACCAAUUCCCAAAAACAACCAACAACAACCGGCAAACUGUCAAGCCACACCAAUGUGUAGCGCACUUUUAGGCGCAACCCGAUAACAAAAAAAUUAAAUGCCACUAAACUUAACAAAGCAUCACAAAAACUAGUUAAAAAUACACUAAAACAAUAGACAAACAAAUAUUGUAUAAAAAUAUAAAAAUUAUUAUUUAUUAUAAUAAAACUAAUUAUACAUACAGAGAAGGGCAUUUGAAUCAAAACAAAAACACUCAAAAGCAAACAUAUAAACAUAAAUAUGUAGUAAAAUAGUUCAAUGAAGACAUCAAAAACGUUGUUAGCAAAAAAAGUUAUAAACUUCAAAUGUAUUUAUUAGUAUUGUAUACAAGAAUUGCUGAGCUGUCUUUUAUUAUAAAACAAAGUGAUAACAAUUAAGCAAAAAAAUAAUUAAAAAUUUAAAAAUUAAAUUAAAAGUAACAAUUAUACUUGCUAACUAUAAGAAAUGGAGCUAUUAAUGAAAGUGACUAGUUAAUAAAUAUAAAAAAAAAUUAAAAAAAAACACAACAGCGCAUAUUUAAAACAUACAUAUAAGCAAGCAAAGCAAAUGUAAAGCAAGUGUCUUUUAGUAUGUUAGGCAUUUAUUGUUGUUUUUUGUUUUCUGUACUUUUAUAAUUUACACUUUUUUAUUGUUAAUGCAUGUGAAACGAAAAAUCUAAACUUUAAGAGUGAAACUGUGUGAACAAGUUGUUAUUUUGCAAAAAAGAAAAAUA
This is a messenger RNA of Zeugodacus cucurbitae (melon fly), 7853 nucleotides long. RefSeq names its product protein phosphatase 1 regulatory subunit 16A (gene MYPT-75D). The record is from RefSeq and is a predicted model, not a curated record. Bases 2785 to 5124 code for a protein of 779 amino acids. Gene Ontology annotation, cellular component: cytoplasm. NCBI's taxonomy places the organism in Eukaryota, Metazoa, Arthropoda, Insecta, Diptera, Tephritidae. The transcript has 9 exons. Gene Ontology annotation, molecular function: enzyme inhibitor activity; phosphatase regulator activity; protein binding.